AUGGAUAAAAAAUCAUCUGAAAAAGACCCUAUAGAUAAGGAUGAAGAAUCAAAAUCUUUAAUACAAAAAAUCUAUUCGAUAAUUCGUGAAAAUUGGCUUCCAUUAUUAUGUGCAUUAAUAAUAAGUAUAAUAACAAUAAUUGUUGUUCCUAUUAUUUAUUCAAUUAAACCAACACCACCUCCUAAUAAUGGUACUAAUUUAGAGUGGAAUGUAACAGGAAUAUUAUAUAUUGAUCAAUAUGUUAUGAUGAAUAAAAUAAGUUUAGCAUUAGGAGAGAUAUCAGCAUUAUCAUUUGAUCAAGAAUCUUAUCUUUAUAUUGUUGAUAAAACAAAUCAUAGAAUAUUGAAAAUAGAAGGUGAUCAAAUAAGGAUUAUUGUUGGUCAUCCAAAUGGAACAAAUGGUACUGAUAUGACUUCUUUAAAUUUUCCAAAUGAUAUUUAUAUUGAUCAAUUGAAUGAUAUAUAUAUAGCUGAUACAGAAAAUCAUAGAAUUCAAUUAUGGAAAAAAGAAUCUUCACAAAUUACAACUAUAUUUGGAAAAGAUGGAAAAGGUUCAGGAAAUAAUCAAUUAAAUAGGCCAAUGUCCGUUACAACGGAUAAUGAUGUAACUAUUUAUAUAGCUGAUUAUGGUAAUGAUCGUAUUGUAUCAUUUAAUAUAAAUAAUAGUCAAGCAUAUACAUAUCUUACAAAGCAAGAUAAUCAAGAAAGAAAUCAAUACGUUAUAACUCCAAUAUCAAUUGCCUAUGAUUCAAAAACACAGACAAUUGUUAUUGCUCAAGAAUUAGGUUAUAAUGUUAUUCGAUGGAAUACAAGUUCAACAUAUUGGACAUUAAUUGCUGGAUCAGCUAGUUCAGAACUUAGUGGAACAUCAAGAACAUUAUUUAAUAAAUUACGUCAUAUUUAUGUUGAUAGAUUUGGACAUUUAUAUGUUACUGAUUGUUUUAAUCAACGUAUUCAAUUUUUUAAAUAUUCUCCUAACGAGUUAGUAAAAGGUAGAACAAUAGCUGGUGUUAUAUUAGCUAUUGGAAAUAAUCCUUAUAUAUUUAAUAAUCCAACGGCUAUGACUCUUGAUCGUUCUGAAAAUCUUUAUGUUGCAGAUUCAUUAAAUUAUCGUGUACAAUCAUUUGAACAACAAGUUAAAGACAUUUCAUUUUAA
Rotaria sordida is the source of this 1155-nucleotide messenger RNA. NCBI's taxonomy places the organism in Eukaryota, Metazoa, Rotifera, Eurotatoria, Philodinida, Philodinidae. The record is from the annotation of a GenBank genome assembly.